AUGUCGAUUGCCCGUAAUGAUAGACUUGGAAAAAUACGUCCACUUUUCGACAAACUGGAAAGGACGUAUCCAAAAAUAUUUAUGCCUGGAGAACACAUUAUUAUUGAUGAAACACUACACGUAUUAACACCAACAGCUAUUAGCAAUUGUAGGGACAAAUUAAAGAAUCUAAAACAAGGGGCGACAGAAAGUGUACAAUUUUUCAACUCCAGAUUCCGACAAUGGCUCAAUGAAUUAAAUUACGCAGUUCAAAAUGAAAACCGCACACGAACUGAACGACGCGUAGCUAUAGAUAUUGGAGAACGCGAGGCACUUAAAACAUAUUUGCUCAACUUACGAUACGAAAUAGGACAGAUGGUAGUAGCUAGCGAUCCGAAGAACCUGAACCUUGUCCAACAACUAGCAGCUGAUAGAGAACAAUGGUUACGAGAAGCAAAUCGUGUCGCCAACCGCCCAAAGAUCCAAUCUCACAACAUUACAUCAGUAUCUAAGCGAAAUACUAUCGAUCCACGACCACAAACUUUUGCUCAGUUACCUAAAAAGAUUCCAUCUCGAGUAAACCAAACAACAGAGAAUUCAGAGGAAGCUUACCUAGAGUCAACUGUAUCACCAUCAGAAGAUUACUAUCAAUUGUACUGCAACGAAGAGACGGAGGAAGAGUCAGAUUCCUCAUCGAUACCGGAGCAGGAAUCAACCUUAUAG
This is a messenger RNA of Bombus pyrosoma, 702 nucleotides long. RefSeq lists its product as uncharacterized. The record is from RefSeq and is a predicted model, not a curated record. The coding region runs from base 1 to 702 and encodes 233 amino acids. Lineage: Eukaryota; Metazoa; Arthropoda; Insecta; Hymenoptera; Apidae. The transcript has 3 exons.